AUGAGCACCCUCUUAGAAAGACUCCAUGCAAAGUACAACCAAAACAGGCCUUGGACAGAAACCAUGAAGUUAGUGCGUCAAGUCAUGGAAAAGCGUGUUGUGAUGAACUCGGGGGGGCACCAGCACCUGGUGAGCUGCUUGGAGACACUGCAGAAGGCCUUGAAAGUAUCUUCCCUGCCUGCCAUGACGGAUCGCCUGGAGUCUAUAGCUAGACAAAACGGCCUGGGAUCUCACCUUAGUGCCAAUGGCACUGAAUGUUACAUCACUUCAGACAUGUUCUACGUGGAAGUGCAGUUAGAUCCUACAGGGCUGCUGUGUGAUGUCAAGGUGGCUCACCACGGAGAAAACCCUGUGAGUUGUCCAGAACUGGUGCAACAUCUGAGAGAGAAGAACUUUGAUGAGUUUUCCAAGCAUCUGAGGGGACUUGUGAACCUGUAUAAGCUGCCAGGGGACAACAAACUGAAAACUAAAAUGUACUUGGCUCUGCAGUCCUUAGAGCUGGAUCUCUCAAAAAUGGCAGGGAUGUACUGGCAAGCCACCAACGCCAAUCCCCUGGACAAGAUUCUCCAUGGCAGUGUUGGCUAUCUCACCCCCAGGAGUGGAGGUCUCCUGAUGAACCUCAAGUAUUAUGUCUCGCCCUAUGAUUUAUUUGAAGAUGGCUCUGGAGCCCCUGUUAUUUUGCAUGAGAACAAUGUCCCUCGCUCGCUGGGGAUGAACGUGUCAGUCACCAUUGAGGGCACCAUGGCUAUGUACAAGCUUCCAAUUGCCCCACUCAUCAUGGGCUCACAUCCAGUUGACAGCAAAGGAACUCCGUCGUUCUCAUCCAUCACUAGUGCCAACAGCGUGGAUCUACCAGCUUGUUUCUUCCUGAAAUUCCCACGUCCCAUCCCAGUGUCUCGAGCUUUCAUUCAGAAGCUUCAGGGCUGCACAGGUAUUCCUUUGUUCGACACACCACCAACAUUUGUACCCUUGUAUGAGCUGAUCACACAGUUUGAGUUAUCCAAGGAGGCUGAUCCAGUACCUUUAAACCACAAUAUGCACUUCUAUGCAGCUCUUCCAGGACAGCAGCACUGUUACUUUCUGAACAAAGAUGCUCCUCUCCCAGAUGGAAGAAGCCUUCAAGGAACUCUGAUCAGUAAAAUCGCCUUCCAGCACCCGGGCCGGGUGCCGCUGAUCCUCAGCCUCAUCCGGCACCAGGUGGCCUAUAACACCCUCAUCGGCAGCUGCGUCAAGAGGACGGUGCUGAAGGAAGAUUCCCCCGGGAUCCUGCAGUUUGAGGUUUGCCCACUCUCUGACUCCUGUUUCAGUGUCUCCUUUCAGCAUCCCGUGAAUGACUCCCUGGUCUGUGUGGUAAUGGAUGUGCAGGACUCAACUCACGUGAACUGUAAGCUCUACAAGGGGCUGUCUGAUGCUCUGAUCUGUACAGAUGAUUUCAUUGCCAAGGUUGUGCAAAGGUGUAUGUCCAUCCCUGUCACCAUGAGAGCAAUCCGCAGGAAAGCAGAAACGAUCCAAGCCGACACACCAGCCUUAUCCCUCAUUGCAGAGACAGUAGAAGAUAUGGUGAAGAAAAACCUUCCCCCAGCCAGCAGCCCAGGGUAUGGCAUGACCACAGGCAGCAACCCGCUGAGUGGUACCACUACCCCAACCAACACUUUUCCUGGGGGGCCCAUCACCACUUUGUUUAACAUGAGCAUAAGCAUGAAAGAGAGGCAUGAUUCGGUGGGGAGCCAUGGGGAGGACUUCAGCAAAGUGUCUCAGAACCCAAUUCUCACUAGUUUAUUGCAGAUCACGGGCAACGUGGGCUCAGCCAUUGGCUCAAGCCCAACCCCUCCCCACCACACCCCCCCACCAGUAUCCUCCCCAGCAAGCAACACCAAGAACCACCCCAUGCUCAUGAACCUUCUCAAAGAGAAUCCCCCUCAGGAUUUCUCCAGCCUCUAUGGGAGCAGCCCUUUGGAAAGGCAAAACUCUUCCUCUGGCUCCCCCCGGAUGGAAAUUCCUGGGGGGAAUAAGCAGAAGAAAAAAAAGUCCCGCGCACCAGCCGACAAACCCAAGCACCAGACUGAGGAUGACUUCCAGAGGGAGCUCUUCUCGAUGGAUGUUGACUCCCAGAACCCCAUUUUUGAUGUCAACAUGACUGCAGAUACCCUGGACACCCCUCACAUCACUCCAGCCCCCAGCCAGUGCAGCACUCCUCCCGCUACGUACCCCCAGCCCAUCCCUCACACGCAGCCCAGCAUUCAGAGGAUGGUUCGGCUCUCCAGCUCGGACAGCAUCGGAGCCGACGUCACCGACAUCCUCUCGGACAUAGCAGAGGAGGCUUCCAAGCUCCCCGCUGCGAGCGAGGACUGUCCUCCCAUUGGUACUCCAGUGAGGGACUCUUCUAGUUCAGGACAUUCCCAAAGUGCCCUCUUUGACCCAGAUGUGUUUCAGAGCAACGCCGGCGAGAACCCGUACACGGACCCCGCGGACCUGAUCGCGGACGCUGCCGUCAGCCCCAGCAGUGAUUCCUCAAACCAUUUCUUUCCCGAUGGAGUAGAUUUCAACCCCGACUUGCUCAACAGUCAGAGUCAAAGUGGCUUUGGGGAGGAGUACUUUGAUGAGAGCAGCCAGAGCGGAGACACGGAUGAUUUUAAGGGUUAUGCAUCCCAGGCUCUUACUACUUUGGGGGUGCAAGUGUUGGGGGGUGAUGGGGGGGACAGUAAGUUCAAGGGGAGCGCUCAGUCCGACACGGUAGAUUUUAGUAUUAUUGCAGCUGCAAGCAAAGCCCUGGGCUCCUCCGACAUCAUGGAGCACCACAGUGGAGGGCAGAGAGCGGAGACACGGAUGAUUUUAAGGGAAGGCAAUGGCUCUGGAAGUAACAUGGCAGGAGCCGGGAUAGAUGGGAAGCCUGGGAAGCGCAGCCGGACGCCUUCCAGUGAUGGCAAAAGUAAAGAGAAACUUCCCAAGCGGAAGAAGCAGGAGACAGAUGGGAAAUCCCCAUCUCACAGUUCAUCCAACAGGCCUUUCACACCACCAGCAAGCACAGGUGGGUCCAAAUCUCCCGGGAGCUCGGGCAGAUCUCAGACUCCUCCUGGUGUAGCCACUCCUCCCAUCCCAAAAAUCACCAUUCAGAUCCCAAAAGGAACCGUGACUGUUGGCAAACCGUCUUCACACGGCCAGUAUACAAGUAGUGGCUCCGUCACCUCCUCCAGCAGCAAAAGCCAUCACAGCCAUUCUUCCUCCUCCUCCUCUUCUUCCUCCUCUUCAACCUCAGGCAAGAUGAAAAGCAGCAAAUCGGAAGGGUCUUCAGGGUCCAAGAUGAGCAGCAGCCUCUACUCAGGCCAAGGCAGCUCGAGUUCAGGCCAGUCCAAAAGCUCAGCCCAGUCAGUGGGAAAACCUGGAUCCUCCCCCAUCACCAAACACGGGCUCAGCAGCGGCUCUGGAAGCACCAAGAUGAAACCUCAAGGGAAGCCAUCGUCACUUAUGAACCCGUCCAUGAGCAAACCAAACAUCUCCCCAUCUCAUUCGAGACCCUCGGGAGGCUCCGAGAAGCUCGCUUCUCCCAUGAAACCUGUCCCAGGUACUCCCCCAUCAUCUAAAGCAAAGUCGCCUAUCAGUUCAGGUUCUGGAGGCUCCCACAUGUCUGGGACCGGCUCCAGCUCAAGUCUGAAGUCGUCUUCAGGAAUGGGAUCCUCUGGGUCGAUGUCCCAGAAACCGCCUCCUUCAUCAAAUUCCUCGACGGCGUCUUCGUCUUCCUUUUCAUCCAGUGGGUCUUCCAUGUCUUCAUCUCAGAACCAGCAUGGAAGCUCCAAAGGCAAGUCUCCAAGCAGAAACAAGAAGCCAUCUCUGACUGCAGUCAUAGACAAGCUUAAACACGGGGUUGUCACUAGCGGGCCUGGUGGAGAUGACCCAAUGGAUGGACAAAUGGGGCCAAGUUCCAAUUCCUCAAGCCAUACGAUGUCUUCCAAACACAACAUGUCUGGAGGUGAAUUCCAGGCCAAACGCGAGAAGAGCGACAAAGAGAAAUCCAAAGUCUCUGUUUCUGGGGGAUCUGUUGACUCUUCCAAGAAGACUUCGGAUUCCAAAAACGUUGGGAGCACCGGAGUGGCCAAGAUCAUCAUCAGCAAACACGAUGGUGGUUCCCCCAGCAUUAAAGCCAAAGUAACCUUGCAGAAACCCGGGGAAGGAGGUGGGGACAGCCUCAGGCCUCAGAUGGCUUCUUCCAAAAGCUACGGGUCCCCUCUCAUCAGCGGUUCGACCCCGAAGCACGAGCGCUGCUCUCCCAGCCACAGCAAGUCCCCAGCUUACACCCCCCAGAACAUAGACAGCGAGAGCGAGUCGGGCUCCUCCAUAGCAGAGAAAUCCUACCAGAACAGCCCCAGCUCCGACGAUGGCAUCAGGCCCUUGCCCGAGUACAGCUCCGAGAAACACAAGAAGCAUAAAAAAGAGAAGAAGAAAGUGAAAGACAAAGACCGGGACAGGGAGCGGGAGCGGGAGAAGGACAGGGACAAGAAGAAGUCGCACAGCCUGAAGCCAGAGAGCUGGUCCAAGUCGCCCAUCUCAGCUGAGCAGCCUCUGGCCAUGGGCAGCAGCUCCAUCCUCGCGGCCGAGCGCCCGCCUCGCGCCAGCCCCGAGUUCCUCAUCGGGGAGGAGGACGAUGAUCUCAUGGAUGUGGCUCUGAUUGGCAACUAA
Molecule: messenger RNA, 4674 nt
Organism: Nestor notabilis (Kea)
Lineage: Eukaryota; Metazoa; Chordata; Aves; Psittaciformes; Psittacidae
Gene: MED1
Product: mediator complex subunit 1
Exons: 17
Coding region: 1-4674 (1557 amino acids)
Biological process (GO): regulation of transcription by RNA polymerase II; cellular response to thyroid hormone stimulus
Cellular component (GO): mediator complex
Molecular function (GO): transcription coregulator activity; nuclear thyroid hormone receptor binding; nuclear retinoic acid receptor binding
Source: RefSeq, a predicted model, not a curated record